AUCAUACGGCACAUAACCGCGAAGACAGCGUGCACGCGAUAGCGGGUUACACAGUUUUACAGUUUAUUGGUCAUUAGAAUUAAAAAAAUGGUCCGUAAAUUAAGAUUCCACGAGCAGAAGCUCUUAAAGAAAGUCGAUUUUAUUAACUGGGAGGUAGACAACAAUCUCCAUGAGGUGAAAGUGUUGCGGAAAUACCGCAUCGAGAAGAGAGAGGACUACACCAAGUACAACAAGCUGAGUCGCAGCAUCCGAGAGCUAGCGCAGAAGAUCCGCGACCUGAAUGAGAAAGACGGAUACAGAGCUCAGUGCACAGCGCAGCUGCUGGAGAAACUCUACGGCGUUGGUUUGAUCCCAACCAAACAGAGCCUGGCUCUCGCUAACGACGUCAACGCUUCAUCCUUCUGCAGGAGGCGGUUACCGUGGGUGAUGAUGAAGCUGCGCAUGGCUCAGAAUUUGAAGAACGCCAUCACGUUUAUCGAACAGGGGCAUAUUCGAGUCGGUCCUGAGAUCAUCACAGAUCCUGCGUUCCUGGUCACGAGGAACAUGGAGGACUUUGUGACCUGGGUGGACUCGUCCAAGAUCAAGCAACACGUCAUGAAUUACAACGAGGAGAGAGAUGACUUUGACCUUGUGGUUUAAAGCUACCAGGAGAGUCAGCGCAGGCGAUCGGGAGCUGAUCAGGAUCUGCGCUUCACUCGCCUCGAACGCCGUGAGGAACAAACGAAUGGCAGCCAUGCUUCAAAGAAACGUGUUCGCAAACCUGCGUAGGCAGGAGCGUGUCUCAUUUCGAGCUUUUACACGCUGGUAUUGUGUCACAAGGUGAAAAUAUUUAUUUGAGACGGAAUAAAAUUAAAACGUUUGUCAAUAACAGGUACAAGCAGUAUCUGUAGAGUUUAUAAAGCUGUCAUUUUUCACCUUUAGGAUAUUUUAUAUUUUAUAAUAAAUUGUUGGGUUAGUGCAGCACAUCAUUGUGAUCGAGCCCUGACAUUUCAUGAACACCACUUACACCCGGGUGUUCAGUGGCAGCUCAGUUAAGGCUCUGGGUUACUGAUCAGAAGGUUGUCAGUUCAAGCCCGAGCUUCAUUUUUGGGCCCUUUAGCAAACUAAACCUAACCCCGUUUGCUCCAGCAGCACCAUAUCAGCCUCCUGCUUGGGAUAUGCAAAGAAAAGGAUUUCACUGUACUGUUUGUGUGUGUGUGUGUGUGUGUGUGUGUGUGUGUGAGAGAGAGAGAGAGAGAGACAUAAAUAUCAGCAUCAUUCCAUCAUCUCAUAUUAGGAAAUAAUUAAAACUGAUUAGAAAACAUAAACCUUUAAUGGUGUAAGGUGCAAGCUUAGAGCUGACGCAACAGAUGUGAGGAUACAGUACCAGGAAUUUGUUUAAAUAUUGUAAUAAAAUUCAUCAAAUAUAACCAGAUGAUGCAAACUGCGGGGUCCAGGGGCCAUUCAAAAGUAGAGUCUCUGGCUUUAUUUCUCUUUAAAACAAAAAGUAUCAGUUUUUAAAUAAGAUGAUGUAUAACUUUGAAACAGAAAGCACCGACAUCAAAGAACAAAAACUUGUACAACUUAAAAUAAAGAAUAUUUUUUUUAUUGUUUGAACAA
Molecule: messenger RNA, 1599 nt
Organism: Clarias gariepinus (North African catfish)
Lineage: Eukaryota; Metazoa; Chordata; Actinopteri; Siluriformes; Clariidae
Gene: imp3
Product: IMP U3 small nucleolar ribonucleoprotein 3
Exons: 7
Coding region: 88-639 (183 amino acids)
Biological process (GO): rRNA processing
Cellular component (GO): small-subunit processome; Mpp10 complex; small ribosomal subunit
Molecular function (GO): snoRNA binding; structural constituent of ribosome; rRNA binding
Source: RefSeq, a predicted model, not a curated record